Messenger RNA from Anarrhichthys ocellatus (wolf-eel), 4372 nucleotides. It is a transcript of the gene tmtops2b, whose product is annotated as teleost multiple tissue opsin 2b. The record is from RefSeq and is a predicted model, not a curated record. Gene Ontology annotation, biological process: visual perception; G protein-coupled receptor signaling pathway. Gene Ontology annotation, cellular component: membrane. Gene Ontology annotation, molecular function: G protein-coupled receptor activity. The coding region runs from base 615 to 1829 and encodes 404 amino acids. NCBI's taxonomy places the organism in Eukaryota, Metazoa, Chordata, Actinopteri, Perciformes, Anarhichadidae. The transcript is spliced from 4 exons.
CAUAGACGCACCUAUUAUAGCCCCUGUCAUAAGUAUGUCUCGUGACGUAAGAGUUGCCCUUAAAAGAGGCUUGGUAGCGCGGAGCAGAGGGCAUUUUACGCAACAGCGCAUCUUGCCUGAGCCUCACUGAGUGCGGAAUACAAUCCAUCCAAAAGUGGUGAGUCGGAGAUGACAAAACUUCCCCAAACAUAAAACAGUUUGGAGAAGGUAGAGUCACGUCAUAAAAUGUGAGGAUUAAUGACAGCCUUGCCAACAUUUUUUUUACGGCGUCAAGAGAACCCGGCGCACUCACUUAAAUGUGCUGAAUCCGGACAAGCGGAUGCGCGAUGCGUUGAGGUAACAGGUGGCACUUUAUGGUUCCAAUGUGUUUUUUAGCCUUUGCGACAGUGACAGGUUUGUAGGAACGAGCCAGCAGCUUCAUGCUCUCAACAGCAGUAGGAUGAAUGUGCGUUAUGAAGACAUGAAGCCCUGAAGUCUCAAAUGUCCCAGGAAGAAAAACAGCAUGGAGAAAGAUUUAAGAAGGUGGCUGCUGCUCAUAAACUUUACACGUCCGUAAAGUGACCAACCUUAACAACAAAACGGCUUCAGACUGAAGGGAAGACAAGCUCCGAUGAAUGGACAGCAGGAUGUUUUCCGGUCAGGCUGCUCUGAAUUACAGCUUCAACCUGAGCGAUGACCGGGAGCUGGUGGACGCGUCGGCGGGCAGGGGGAAGCUCUCUCCGACGGGCUUCGUAGUGCUGUCGGUGAUGCUGGGCUUCAUCAUGACAUUUGGCUUCCUUAAUAACCUCAUUGUGCUGCUGUUGUUUUGCAAAUUCAAGAAGCUGCGAACACCGGUGAACAUGCUGUUGCUGAACAUCAGCGUCAGCGACAUGCUAGUGUGUUUGUUCGGCACCACUCUCAGUUUCGCCUCCAGCAUCCGAGGCAAGUGGCUGCUGGGGCGCAACGGCUGCAGCUGGUACGGCUUCAUCAACUCCUGCUUUGGUAUUGUGUCGCUGAUCUCUCUGGUGAUCCUCUCCUACGACCGCUACAGUACUCUGACUGUAUACAACAAGCGGGGGCCAAACUAUCGCAAGCCCCUGCUGGCCAUUGGGGGCUCCUGGCUGUACGCCUUGUUCUGGACAGUGCCCCCUUUGCUGGGCUGGAGCAGCUAUGGCAUAGAGGGGGCAGGAACCAGCUGCUCUGUGUCCUGGACGGUUCAGACGGCCCAGUCUCACGCUUACAUCAUCUGCCUCUUUACUUUCUGCCUGGGUCUACCCAUGCUGGUGAUGUUCUACUGCUAUAGCAGGCUGUUAUGGGCAGUCAAACAGGUGGGUAAGGUCCGAAAAACUGUAGCCCGGAGGAGAGAGUACCACAUACUGUUCAUGGUUCUGACUACAGCGGCCUGCUACAUGUUGUGCUGGAUGCCUUACGGAGUCGUGGCCAUGAUGGCAACAUUCGGCCCACCCAACAUCAUUAGUCCCGUGGCCAGCGUGGUGCCCUCACUACUGGCCAAGAGCAGCACCGUCAUCAACCCGCUCAUCUACAUACUCAUGAAUAAACAGUUCUACAGGUGUUUCCUGAUUCUGUUUCACUGCGAUCACUGGUCAGCAGCGAACCGCAACACCUCCAUGCCCUCCAAGACCACGGUGAUCCAUCUGAACCGCAGAGUGUACAGUAACACGGUGGCCUGCACCGCCCAGGUCUCCACUGACGCUCUCAACCAGUGCGGCAGAACCUCGGUCACCAAGCACACAAGCCCGGCCCCCCUGAGCCUGACUAUUCUCAACGUGACCAGAGAGGAUCACAGUCAUGAUGAAGCAGCAAUGACUCAGCUGGAGAGCCACACUUAGGACGUGAACUGCAGUGGAACACCCAUUAAAAAUGUUACCAGCCGAUUGAAUGGCUGUUGCCAAUGGUUAUCACUACCAUCCUAAUGCUUCAGACGGGUCAACCUGCAGCUUCCACGUUGUGGAAGUAAAAGUUAACGCUGUGAAUUUAAACAACACAACUUAAGGUUUAAGCGACAUCACUACUUGCUUGGGUUUAUGAAUAGAUUAAGGUUUGGGUUAAAAGAAAUACAUGAGUUGAGCCAUCCCAUCCCCCCCACGCAGCCUUCGUCUACUAGAAGUCGUCUUCGUCUUCUUGAAUUCCUACCGGCGAUCAACCAUAGUUGUCAAAGGCCUUCUGAACCUACUAGUAGGUGAAUCAGGCCCCCUCUGACCCAUAUCUAUGAGGCUGAGAACUGCUGAGACCACCCAUUCAGUCGGCUGAUAACAUUCAGAGCAGAUACAUGGAAUGUGGACUAAAGUAUAAUGCAUUAAAAAAAGUAAAUGUAUUUUAUGUGCGAGCUUAUGUUUGUCCUUGAGUUUUUGAUAUAGACACAAAAGUACUAAAUGUCUGAACAACUAGAUGGCCAAAAGUAUGUGGACACCUGAACAUUACACGUUAUUAUACCACCUUUACGGUAAAGCUUUCAUUAAGAUUUUGCACUACUUGUUGGGUAUUGAUGUUGUGAUGAGGCCUGGCUCACAGUCUUGCUCCCAAUUCAUCCUAAAAGGUGUUUGAAGGGUCUAGGUGAGCACCAAAUUCCGGAACCCAUUUCUUUUUGGGUCUUCUUUGUGCACAUUGUAAUGUUGAAACUGGCAAAGGAUCUUCCCGAAACUGCACAAUAUUGUCUAAAAUAUUAUUGCAUUGGGAUUCCCCUUAAUUGUACUAAAGGAGCAUUGAAGAAAAUACCAAAAGUACACAACACAAGGACAUCUACUUUUGGCCAUAUGGAGUACUUACUCCUUAUUUUAUGUGUCCUUUCAAUAUUCAUUGUUUGAUCAAUUCAAAAUUGUAAUAGUUGGUAUUAAAAGGUUUAAAGGAUGUACAUGUUUGUUAUGAACUCACUCAAUGUGAUCGUCUACCGAGCACAUUUCCUCCUGAUUACACUGGAAGUCAUUGCGCUGCUGUAAAUGCAAGCCUAGCCAGUCAGAGUUGUGCUUCUUCAAUGAGUGUCUUAAGUGGAUUGAUGUUUUAAUCAUGUUACUGCAGUCUUCUUUACUCCAGCAACUUUCAAUGCUUAAAAUAUUGUAAUUUUGAUCUGCAGGUUGGCGUAUUAUUUUUUAUGUCUGUGUUGGUGUUCCCUCUUUUGAUAUAGUUGCUUUGUGUUACUGCAUGAUUUUGUUGGAUGUUUUUUGUACAUUCAAUUCUAAAUUGUUCCGAAUGAGGAGAAACACCGAUGUGAACCUUAAUCCAAUUAAACCUUCUCUAGGAGUCACUGGUCAAGUAAAAGCCGUGAUGGAGAGCGGAAGCCAUGGGAAGUUUCUACUGUGGAGACGUCGAUGGCGAUUACUGUUGCAAUAUGUCAAAGCAAGAGGAUCACAUCGAAAGAGUCUAUGGGAUGGCGAAUGGCGCAUAUUUCACCUGGUUUUAAUUUCCCAUGCUAGGUUUGAGUAUGACCAGUAGGAGUAAUAGUGUGCCAAUAAGGCACCAGAGCACACAGCUGUGUUGUAACAUGUUUACAUGUGGAUUAGAGGGUCUAUCAACAGACAAACAGGAAGCAACAUCGGUGAAGUGGAAUACACACUGUUGGAAUUGAAUGGUUGAACGUGUCCACCUGUAGACAGAUUUUGUGAUCGCAACAGCGUGGCAACCGUGCAAGAUGCAGUCACGUUACAGGUGUGUAGUUGAGAUGAAAAUGAAGGCCAAGUUUGAAGACGGGCGUGGUCCGAGCAAGGGAGCCGCAAGAAGGGGGAUAGGGAGUGGGGAAGGGGCCAUUGUCCCUGGCCCGAUUUGGCAUUGCGGCUGGUGUUACCCCAUCGCAAGAUGGUCUCAAGUUGUUAUUGUUUGUUAUUAUUCUUUAAAUAAAUAGUAUUGCUGUGGAAGAGAAUCAUUGAGAUGCUGUAUUUUAAGAGGUGGAGGUUGUUGUGAAAAUGGUAAGAAAACAAACAAAAGAAACUAUAUGAAAAAUGCCAUUUUAUAAAAGUUUACCACAUUACUGUCAAUGGAUUUUCUAAUCAACAGCUUGAACAUGCUGUCUGUCUUUUCUGUGAUACUGAAAAAGAGCAGUAGACAUUUAAGAUUUGGACUUUGACAACAAUGAACUAAUGUCAUGAGUGUCAAGAAUGACAUGUGUACCAGCAGGUUGCAGUGCAUACACUCCCUCUUGUAGCUGUAUGACUAUUUCUUUAAAAAAAAAAAUUUAAAUAAUAAUUCACACAGCACCCUCCACGUAUAGCAUCGGAGUAGGAGUAAUUGACGCCCCAUGCUGACAUGUACUACUUUCCUGAAAAAAGAAAAAAGAAAAAAAAAGUAGCUCUUGUUCCUUUGAAGGUUGAGCACACCCAGAGCUCUUUAAAGAGAGAGUCCCAUCAAUGAAAGUUCAAAAUGCUCGAUCGUCACGUCAUAC